ACCAUGUAAAACACGCGCCUUCUUUCAUUCGAGGUUAGGGUUUUGAACUCCAUAUUAAGCAAACGGCUUUUGUGUUGGAAACUUGAAAUCGAGGCUGGAAAUGGCGAUUCCCGCGAGAAAUCUCGCCUCCAAACUCUCGCUUGGUCUUCAAUCUCGUGUAUUUUCGAUACCCUGGGUGAAAACAAACAAGUCAAUGUUGUGCAUGAAAGGCAGGGCGUGUAGCUCAUCUGUUCCGGUCAGGUACAUACCUAACAAAGUUGCAAGGACGAAAGAACCGAAGAAUUCUCCGUCUUUGAAGAGUUUUCGAGAAAAUGAUGAAGUUGGUGAAAGUUGGAAUGGUGUAGAGAGAAGAAGUAUAAUUCUGAGCGAGGAGAAGUCUGGAAGUCGAAAGCCAAUAACAGAGAAAAACUUCGCGUUUGAUGAUGCUAAGAAAGUUGAGCAGUAUGUUCCAGAUGGUAGUGCAUGGUCAGGAAAAGAAAUCGAUCAGAAUUUUGCGACUGUGGGCCUCGAACUCAUGGAUGAGCCCGAGGAAGUUGAUGAGGAGAUAGAAAGUUAUCAAGGGAAGGCAAAACAGAAGAUUUUACAGGAUGGUAAAACUAUGAAAGAUGCUGAGAAGUUAGCUGUUGGAAAACUUGCAACAAGAGCAUUUACUGCAGUUGAGCUUAGGAAGAAACUCCUUGGAAAGAAAUUUCCUCCUGAUACUGUUGAGGCAGUGAUAACUGAUUUCCAGAGCAGAGGGCUGCUCAAUGACAGCCUGUAUGCGGAAACAUUUGCUCAAUCGAGAUUUUCUUCCUCAAGCUGGGGACCAAGACGGAUCAAGCAAGCAUUGUUCAAGAAGGGAGUCAGUGAAGUUGACUCAGAGAAGGCUGUGAAAUUUGUUUUCAAGGAUGGUAAAUCCAAUGAAGAUCAAGAAUCAAAUCUCGGCCUCUCAAAACAGUCAAUGGAUCAUCUUUUUGUUCAGGCCUCAAAGCAGUGGCUCCGUGGGCAGGAUGUGCCUAAAGAGACACGUAAAUCAAGAAUCAUUCGGUGGCUUCAGUACCGUGGUUUCAGCUGGGGUGUUGUUGGUAGCAUAUUGAAGAAGUUAGAAUCUCAGUAUCCUCUAUAGAACACUAUAUGGAUAAGGUUUCGGCUACCAUUGCCAUAUAUUGCCGGAGCCAAAAGGUGAAACCGUUAACUGUUGGGGAACUUCAUGUUGCGUCAGCCUGCCCCAGUGCCAUCCAGUUUGUAGAAAGAACCCUACCCCAGUUCUGACAAGGCUCCAAUACACAGAAAGAAGCAGCACAGCUGGUUAUUGUUAAUCUGGUCAACAUUGUUUUCUUUCAAUAUUUGAUCUCAUUCACAUAUUUGUUUUGUUCUCCUGUUUGUACUUAAAAGGAAAAACAAAUCUGUUGUUGAGGUUGUUCCUUUGUAACCUAGGUUUUAUGGGUUCAAACUACAAAAAUAGUGUCUUCUUUCCUGAUUACAGUCUUUUAUGUUAAGACACCUUUGUCCUGAUUCCUGAAGCAACAUUACAUGUAGAGUAUUGUUUUUGUAGUGUAUAAUGGUCCUGCUUGUGCA
Tripterygium wilfordii is the source of this 1557-nucleotide messenger RNA. RefSeq names its product regulatory protein RecX. The record is from RefSeq and is a predicted model, not a curated record. Gene Ontology annotation, biological process: regulation of DNA repair. The coding region runs from base 101 to 1105 and encodes 334 amino acids. Lineage: Eukaryota; Viridiplantae; Streptophyta; Magnoliopsida; Celastrales; Celastraceae. The transcript is spliced from 7 exons.